UGACGUGCAGUGCAUGAGUGCAGUCUGUGGUUUCGUUUGACGUUUAUCUUUUUGUGAUUAUUUAUUGUGCGUUGGUUAAAUAAAUAACUCGACCAGUUUACGUGUAUUUAACAUGACAAUUUUGGAUUUCACGUGAACAAAACGAUCAUAUAGACUGUACCUUUUGUUACUUCAACCGAUAGUGGCGUGGUUAUGGAAAGAACAAACAAUAACAUCAGCGAUAUGAGCCGCCGAGCCGGAGAGGUUUUUAGGCGUAUCAACAGAAUAUUCGACGGUCCGUUGACGAGGAAGAAGCUUGUUAUACUUAUCCUCGUGCUAAUCUUCCUGUUACUCUACAUUGGACCCACUGUCUUGAAUUCUCUCUUCAAUUCCGAAGGUUCGUUGACAAGUAACCAAAAUGUAUGUCAUCGGACCUUCUUGAGCCCAUUUCAAGACGCUAUUAGUGAGUAUGAUGCUUAUUUAAGACUAGAAUCUGCAGCGACGCUGUCUACGUUAAGCCACAACUACGUCCCAUACGUGGGCAAUGGUUAUUUAGGUCUAACAUUAGAACACGAUUCACAUUUGAACAUAAAAUAUGGAAGAACCUUAUCUUUGCCCCUUUACUAUCACCCUCUGUAUAUAAUAGAUGAUUUGGAUAUGAAGGAAUCGACGCUAGUGGAUUACAAAAAUGGAAUUGUACACAGAUUUCAAUGUAGCAGUACAGGUAUACAUAUAUCAUAUAAGUACUAUGCUCACAGGACUAUCCCCUCACUGUUUGUGCAAGACAUUUUAAUUAACAACCCAUUGAAUGUUGCAAAGUCUUUCCAUGUCACCACACCGAGGUUGUCAGAUUGGCCCACAUCUGUCAAACAGACUGUAAAGCUCCACCAAGGAGUUGAUAAAAAGGAGUAUGAAGUGGUUACAGGUAUGAUCGCAUUGCCAGAGAGUGAGAAUGUUGUUGCAGUAUCUGUUGUGUGCAGAAAGAUGAGCAGCAUCAUACAAGUCGAGGCCCGAGAUGGUUUAGAUCUCUUAAUAUUUACUACAGUGCAGUAUAGUAAACCUAUUAAGAGAGCUGAUUAUGCAAAACAAAAAGAUAUAGUAGAGAAACAAGCGAUAGAUGAAAUGGAAAAAGUUAUAGCGUUAACUGGAGAUAGAGUCGCAGUGAGAAAUUUGAGAGAGAACCAUGCUAGAGUAUGGCAGGGGCUUUGGUAUACUGGCUUCUAUAUAUCUGACUCUAAAGCCAGUGGUGUUAUCAAUGGAGACAGAAUAAAUGCUACAAUAUAUACUAUACUUUCCCAAGUGCGAAGUUAUGAGCAUGAGGAGCAUAUCAAACCUGCUAGAAAGUCUGAGAUCCUUAGAACUUUAACAUACUCUGAAGGUUGUUACGAAGGACAUUCCACAUUAGACGCAUAUAACUUAUGGAAGCCUUUGAACUCAUUAACAAACUUGGACUCUGUUGCAAGUGUGUGGCUUUUGACAUUAGAAAAGCAAGGUUGUCACAAUCUACUGCGAGCAGGGGCUAGCGGAGUCAAUCAGGCCAUGAUACUUAGUUUCGGUAGCUUUAGAUUUAGCAAUCAGCAUCUUGAAUACAACAUCCAUCCAUCUAAAUUACACAGGGACUUUUUAUUCCGUCGACUCAAUUAUGGUAACAUGACUCAUGUGAACAUCAGUGUAAUUCUACAAGAGGACAAUAAAGCUGCUAUAUUUGUAGCCCUGGAUCGCUCAGACAAAACUUAUUAUGCAUGUGAUGCAGGUUGCCUUGACUCUCCAGUCCAAUUGGGACCAUAUAGGAAAUAUUUCCCUGUGAAAUUAACAGAGCCUUUGACCGCUAUACUGUAUGUAACUGCUGAUAAACAGCACAUGGAGGACUUGCGGCAUGCUAUCCAUGUGAAAGAAGUCGUAGAAGCACCCGCACAUGAAAAUCAUGUGAUAGCAUUGCAUAAACACGGCCACAGUCUAGGCGGCCUUAACCCAUUAUUUUGGAUAUCAAUAAUAGUUCUAAUAGUAAUGUUCCAUUUAUUCCUUUGUAGGAUAAUAAUGAAUGAAUUUUGUGAUAGUGGCACAAACAUCAGUUACAAGCGAUUAUAUAAUAAAGCUUAAGCAUGUUCCCUUGUGAUAUAAUAAAGUAGGUGUUAAAAGUUUAAAAUGGUAUUGCACCAGCUUCAGUAUUUGUUUAAAUAUAUUGCAGGUAUAAGAGUCACAGAACAUUGGCUUAAUAUAUUCACUGCCAGUUAUUUGCUUAUUAAAAAAUUUUAUAUUUAUUGAGUAGUAAUUGAAAGAUAGCUGUGUUUCCGCUAGAUUUGAUUGCACCACCACUGGUUAAAUUUUAUCUAUUUCUCAUUUUCAUGAGAUUAUCUCCUUGGUCACAUAUUUGCGCCAGUAGCUUCAAAUACAUGGUAGACAAUAUACUAUUAACAAGUAUACUGUGAAAUUUUGUUCUGGAUGCCGGUUUUUUUUACUUUAUAUGCUUAUUCAGUAAUCUUAAUUUGUCAUUAAAAAUUCAAUUAUAUUGUGCUUUAAUGUGAGGCCGUAGAAAAUUUUGACUAUUGAAAUACUGUCACUCUAGCUGACAAGCAAGUUUCUGGUAAGGCAAUUAUAAAAGCUUGUUGCAUCACACAAUUAUUGAUAGGUAUAUGUUAAUGCCCUGUAGCAGUUAAAAACUUAAGAACAAUAGAUUCAAGGACCAAUUGCAUAACAACAAUUAGAUUUAAAAAAGCAUUAUUUAUAUUUAAUGUUUAGUAUUAUAGUUAUCCAAAAGCAUUGGUUUCCAAUUUCCAUUUUACUAGUAAUGAAUUAAAAAAUAUGAAAGCUAUGAACAUUAAUGUGAAACUGCAAUCAAAACACUGCCUAAUGAUAUAGUGCAUUAAGUUUAAUAUGAGUUGCCAGGUUAUUUAUGUUGUUAAAUUGUUAUUAAGCGCUAAUCUUUUGGGUCAUGCUGCUACACAAUUCCUCAUCAAUUAACAUUAAUGUUUUAAUAGUUCAUUAAUGAAACAAUAGGAAAUUAUAAUCUAUUCUUGUAACCACAUUGUUACGUUUCUGUGUUAUCAGAUAUUUUGUUAUUAUCAUCACUUUCUGUCAUAGAUUAAAUAGAAAAGUUAGAUGGAGCAUAAAUUAAAAACUGUUUAAUGUUUUGUCAUUAAAUAAAUAAACUUCUCGGAAAAUAAAUCAUAAUAUUAUAAUUAAGUGUAUUGGAUCUUAUUUCGAACGUGGAUAUUGACGAUGAGUAUGGAAAAUAUACUAAUUAAAAACUUGCAUGUAAACUUAGAUAGAUAGAGAGAAUGGAAUUUAGAAAACAAUCUUGAAAUAUUGCUACAUUUUUCAAUAAAUAAAUAGUUUGUGUCUACAAUAAUUGAAUAAUAUUCAAUUAAAUUUUUAAAUUAUGAAAUUUUAAAAAAAUUAGGUAUUAUUGUUAUGAAAAAUUAUGUUUGUAAUCGAUUAUAAUACGCCUACGCAGUGCAUGACAAAUCCGAGUGACAAAGGAGCGGUUUUGAAAAGUGGCAAAUAUUAUUAAAAAAAAAAAUUAUAAUCUGCUCGCCUAUUCCUCCUGCGCGGGCUACGACUUGGGUUAACCUACCAACAGAAAGAGCAGCUGAGGUCUUUUAAGCGCUCCGAUGCUCAUAAUCAUUUCGUCUAUUAAUCUUUUCUUUUAAUCUAUGACAAACUAGAAUGAAUCUGUAUAGUUCAGACAAAUAGGUACCUUUGUGCGUAAAAGUUGAUUCAAUGGAACAUUUAUUGCAAUUCUAUAUUAUCACUUAUCUAGUAUCUAGCUUGGAUUGUUAUCAUGGUAACUGCUGUUGCAAGUCAAUGUUUAGUUUUAAACUGUAUCAGACCUAUCUUUAAACAUGACUAAUAUUCAAACUAAAUUCAUGUUUAUUGAGUAACAUUGUAUAGGUACCUAAAAUUAAAGGCAUCUUAGUCUGCUAAGAGCCUAAAACAAACUCGUUUUUGUUAUCACCAUCACACAAUAUUACUUAAGUAUUAUUAAUGGAAGUUCAGUCUUUUCGGAUUUAUAUUGAUUUUGACCUCGAAGCUUUUCUGGCUAAAAGGGUUUAUAAUGUUCUCGUGUAUUAUUUACGUGGCGACAAACAUACAAGCCAUUCUAGCCCUAUAUAUAGGUCUUACGCGCAAAUAAAUAAAAUAUAAUGUUUUAAACAAUAUAACACACUGUAUAAUUUUUGUGAAGAUAAUUGUAUAUUAUAAAUAUAUAUUCUUUUUCGUUGUCCUUAUCGGUUAUAUCAGUGCGAUAACUAUUGUAUCUGAUAAAUAAAUAAUAUAUUGCAAUAUAAUACUUAUGUUAGGUAUUAUUAUGUGAAACUAGAUGUAAGAGUUAGUAAACACCAACCAAUAUGUAUGUAAAUAUUGUUCGAAUGUUACAUGUAGCUUGAUCUCUGUUAAAGUAAUUUAUUGUAUGAGAUAAAAUGCAAGAAAAAAAUAUAUGCAAUAGUACCCCCCGCGGUACAGGGGUGAGGUGUAUGACUAUGACGUUAGAGUGGAGAGAGUAUUGAGAGGCCGACGCAUUCUUCAUUCAUUCGCGCGUAUCAAUGAAUGGAAAUCUGAAAACAUUCAUUCAUUGAUACUCGCGAAUGUUGCCAUCCCUUUCUCGCUCCCCUGUCUUCAUAUCGCCCUAUCCUGUUCACGCAGCCGAGGUAUCGGUUAAGUAUACUUACGUUAUUCUUCAAAUACCCUUGUAAAAUUACAUGAAGAUUUUGUAAACUAGUAAUUAAUAUUAAUGUAAUAUUUUCCUGAUUGGUCAUUAAUAAGCAUGUGUAAUUAUAAAAUAAAGGAAAUAGUCUGUCUAUUUCAGAAAAUAAGUAUAUUAUAAAUCAUUAUAAUUUUAAGAUAAUUAUUUAAUACAAGAUGGCGCCCUUCCAGCCAUUAACGGCAUCAGUCCGCCAAUAUACCGAUAAUAAGUAGUGUUACAUUUCUUAGAGCGAAUAAACAUAAACUUCACUGAAAUAAAAAAUAAUUUAUAGAUAUAUAUAUAAUUGGUUAAAAAUUUCAUUUUAUUUAAUUCCUCUAUUACAAAGACUAGGCUUUGGAUUCAUACAAUUUUGUACCAUCUCCUUUAGUAUAAAGACAUAGGUAGGUAAAUAAUAAUUUGUUUAUUAAAUUGUACAUAUUUGUAUGCUAUAUUGAAGUGCAGUUAUAUUGUUAUAAGAUUGUGGUGUAUUAUAUUUUUUAAAUAAAAUUACAAUCGUAUGUUGAAUA
Bicyclus anynana (squinting bush brown) is the source of this 5187-nucleotide messenger RNA. RefSeq lists its product as uncharacterized. Bases 193 to 2079 code for a protein of 628 amino acids. The record is from RefSeq and is a predicted model, not a curated record. The transcript has a single exon. NCBI's taxonomy places the organism in Eukaryota, Metazoa, Arthropoda, Insecta, Lepidoptera, Nymphalidae.